AUGUCUGGUUGUCAUAAUGGUGUUCAAAUGAAGUUCUUAGUAGACUCAAUCGGAAGAAAAAAUGUAGUAUUAUUUGAUUUUUUUGGUACAGUACAACUAAUUUAUUCUUUCUUAGAAGGGUCUUGUACAAGGCAUGCUGUAUUAGAAAAAUUUGCAACCAAAAUUAAUAUAAAACUAUGCUCACUUAAAUCCUUGUCGACAACUAGAUGGGCAUGCAGACAUGAAGCUGUAUCAGCUGUCAAGUCCAAUUAUUCUGCUUUAAUACUUGCUCUCGAAGAAAUAUAUAAAGAGACAACUGUAUCAGAAGCUAGAGCUAAAACUCGUGUUACAUUAAUGCAAAUGAAAUCAUUUGAUUUUAUUUUUUCAUUAAAUAUGAUGCACUCAAUUCUUAUGAUAAUUGUGAAAGAAACAUUAGGUAUUAUUUCAGCAGUAGGUAAUACUCUUCAACUAAUUCCUACAGAGAAUGAUAUACAAUUACUUCAAGAAAAACUUAAAGUAAAUUCUGAUUGUUUUAAAACAGAAAUCAAAUUACUAAAAGAACUUCCAGGUACUCCUGAAAAGACUUCUUCUUAA
Messenger RNA from Macrosiphum euphorbiae (potato aphid), 573 nucleotides. NCBI's taxonomy places the organism in Eukaryota, Metazoa, Arthropoda, Insecta, Hemiptera, Aphididae. The record is from the annotation of a GenBank genome assembly.